Clonostachys solani is the source of this 1143-nucleotide messenger RNA. The record is from the annotation of a GenBank genome assembly. NCBI's taxonomy places the organism in Eukaryota, Fungi, Ascomycota, Sordariomycetes, Hypocreales, Bionectriaceae.
AUGGCGACACCGUUGCGUCACUUCUAUCACUCAAACAUUUCCUUCAGCUUUGAGGCUUUACGGGCUGCCGGCUAUGCCAACAAUGGUGGUGCAGACCUUUCCGAGGUCAUUGCGAUUUGCUCACGCGUACCGGCCGGUGAUGAGAAGCGCUGGCUCCUGGAGUGGAGAGCUGCAGGUGACCGUGCUGUUGCGAAUGCAGAGCUUAGCCUCGAAUCCAAUAAUUGGCCCGGUGCUAGGGAUUCAUUUCUGCGUGCCUCGAACUACUUCCGCACUGCCGAGUUCUUCUUGCGUGAGAACCCCGACCAAGAUGAUCUGUCAAAGACGCUUGCAGAUUUGAGCUCUCAGACAUUCUACUCGGCAGCUAAGCUCAUGCCGCACGCUACAGAGGUUAUUGAAAUACCGUAUGAGGAUACUACCCUACCAGGUACUCUUAUGCGCCCUGAUAGAAGCGGCCGGGCUCGGCCGACCAUCAUCGUCAAUGGUGGGUUUGAUAGCACAAGAGAGGAGAUUGGAUACUCAUUUGCGCCUGUUGCACUCGAGCUCGGCUUUAACGUCGUCACUUUCGACGGGCCCGGGCAAGGUGACACCUUGAGAAAGCAGCGACUCUGCUUCAGACCAGACUGGGAGAAGGUGAUUACACCAGUUGUCAACUACGUUCUCGAUCAGCCCUACACCGAGAAAGAUAAGCUCGUGAUUAUAGGUGUCAGCAUGGGGGGUUAUCUCGUUGCUCGGGCUGCCGCGUUCGAGCAUCGCGCGGCUGCUAUUGUGGUCAACGACGGCGUGUACGACUUUGCUAGUGCAUUUCACAAGGAAACGCCUGCACUUGGGAAGCUCUUGUUGAGAAACGGCUGGGAUGGCACUUUCAACGCAAUUGUGCGCCGUUACAUGAAUUGGGAUACAGGCUUCAAAUGGGGAAUUUCAAACAGCAAGUGGGCUUUUGGGGUGUCGUCUGGAGCAGAUGUUCUGCGUGUUGUGGAGGGCUACACUCUCGAAGGGAUAGUGGGCAAGAUCAAAACGCCAAUGCUGGUGUUGGAUGCGCCAGAUGACCACUUUCUCAAGGGACAGCCUGAAGAACUGUUCAAGCGGUUGAAGUGUGAGAAGGAGUGGGUUAUCUUCGACUAUAUACUAAAGCAUUUGAAGUGA